AUGGCCGGUAUCGGCAAAAGGACACUCUUACGUGAUGUUAAUCCACAUUUAAUAUGCCUAUUAUGCCGAGGUUAUCUUAUAGAUGCCACAACCGUGGGAGAAUGUUUACACUCUUUUUGUAAAAGCUGCAUCUUGAAGUAUCUCAAUACUGCAGCGCACUGUCCAUCGUGCAAACAUGCGAUCAACAAGGCGAAGCCAAAUAUCAAAGCUGACAAGGCGUUACAAGCUAUUGUAUAUAAAUUGGUGCCCGGGUUAUACCACAGGGAAAUGUUAAAGAGGAGAGAAUUUUACAAGAAGCAUUCCGAACACGCGAACUUGGCGACACCAGAGCAACGCGGCGAGGAUGUAAGCGGACGUUUAAUAUUUAAUCCCGAGGAUGUAGUGAGUUUGAGCUUGGAGUACCUACCACCUGGAGCAGAUCCAUUGACUAUAUUGAGUACCAAUGAAAUUGAUACAAAUCAGUCAAACAAUGUUACCAGUACUAACAAUAAUGACAGUGAUUACAACGAUAAUAUUGCUAACAACAGAAGAUAUCUGCAAUGUCCGGCCCUAGUAACUGUUGCACACCUGAAAAAAUUUAUAGCAAUGAAAUACAGCGUAGAUGUAACGAGAUACACCAUCGAGAUUUGCCAUCGACGCGCAACACUUCCCGAAAAUUGGACUCUUAUGGAUGUUGCUUAUAUUUAUGCGUGGAAAAGGAUUGAACCGAUGAGGUUUUUUUAUCGAGUGGCACAAGAGGAACGACUCGAAGCGCCGUUGCAUCAAAGACCAUCGACGCCAGGACUCGGAGCUCGGGAGUGUUUGCCACCGAAUGAGCCGCGGAACGACAGUACUCCAGAAAGUAAUCCCGUUAACCAUUCAGAAAUUUCCAGAUCAGAGAUUAAAUCUACGAACGACAGUAUUGAAACAGUACCAGCAAAAAAUUUGAACAAGACUGUCAAUGACGAAGUAGUCUCAUCCAUGGAUCAUAAGCAAACAACAGUCGAAAACAAAGAGAAAGAUGAAGAAAACGAAAUUUCGACUACUGUGGACAUAAAGUCAUCGACAUCAACAACAACAACAAAUACUGCGACAGUGACCACCACUGCAACGAUUGCAUUUCCUUUAUCAGAGACGAACACGAUAGGCAACGAUUCGAAUAAGCAAAUAAAGAGUCCAAUCAAGAUACUGAAGAAUCCAGACGGAAAAUACGAGGUGCUUAAAAAUUCGACCGCUACUACGGACAAGAGUUCUACGAAUCCUGAGUUUAGUGUUGUGAAUUCUAACGGUGUAAAGAUAACGUUGAAACAGUGUCCGCCAACUCAGAAUGAUAGUGCGAAGAAACCAAGAGUCAUCAGCAAUAUUCUAUUGCGAUGCGGCAGAACGGAGAAAGAUACACCACAGUCAUUGGGCGGGUUAACAAUCCAGCCAGUGCAGCAACAGCAAGAUAAAAACAAAUUUUUCACAACGAAACCAGGUAAACAAGAAAAACAACGACGUAAAGUAACUUUUAUGGAUCGAUCUCCGACGUCCGAGAAGACUUCUCCUAAUAUCAACGUUACGCCUAAAACUGCAUUAAAAAAACCGGCGGAACAGCAGGACAAGAAGCAAUUUCUACAAGGUUUUCAAUUGACCGCUAGAGAACCAUCAAUGUCGGACGAUAGCAAGUUUGUCCCUCGAGACAUUAAUUUUACAAUGAACAUUGAAAAACGAAUAUUGCAGAUAGAAGAAUCUCUUAGAAAAACGGAUUCUGACGAAAUCAAGAAGAAAAAGAAUGACAUUGAAAAUACCGGUUCGAACGCAAAUAAUAGCACUACCAUGACAAAUAUAAUGACAAAACGUAUUGCUGAUGAACGCGCGUGUAACUCAAGAACGGGUUUAAACAGUAUAAAUAUCGUGAGCAGCAAUCAUGCAAAAACAGAUGUAUACACCUUUCCCAGCGAUACAACAAUUGUUCCAGCUGGAGCGGUCAAGAGGAAGUGUCCUCCGGGUGUACCGAUUAUCGACUUAAAGCGUCGAAAAUCAUCGCAACUAAUUAGACAGGAAAGUAACAAGAAACCAAAUGUUUUCCAAUAUAAUUCUGUUAUUAACAAGCACACUUCUUCCUCGGAACAUGUAGUUCCUACAAGUAGAGCGAUCAGUGUGAUAGGAGAUCAAGAUGCCGGAUCGAGCCGCAUAUCCAAUAUGAAUAACACGAAAGCAUCGACUGGUUCAUUGACUUCGAACGAUACUAGAGAUCUAUUAGUGGACGGCUACGGUUUGAAUAUUCCAGCGAGUUUGAGCAUAACACUAACUUCACCCAAAUCUCCGGGAUCUUCUGGACAAUUCGUCGAAUCCAACGAUUCCAGUGAUAAUAAUCGGAAAGUCGCGAUGGACAAAGUAAAUCCCAGUAUCACGUUGAACGAUUGUUCGGUUGAUCCACGCGUGUUGAAGGCUCUAAAGACUGGACAGAUCAGAAUGCCAUCUACUCCGUCAAAAGCUAAGUCAGCAACAACAGGGACGGCGACGACAAUGGCGGCGGCUGCGGCGGCAAAACAGUCGUUGACUAUGAUGAUGACAGAUCGUGAAGAGGCAGCAGCAAAUCAACAACAUAUGACACCACCUAUUGUCAAACGGAAAAGAGAAUAUGAAUCGUCCAAGGAUAUUCUGGAUUUGAGUGGAGGCAAUAAAAAGAUGGACAUACAUCCUCUGAGAAUUCCACAGCCGGUGUCAAAAGUUCAUAAGCCUAGUAAAGUUAUAACAGGUAGAGAUAAUAUGCAACUAGGAGGUAUCUCUGAUCAAGGUCAAGUGGUGACACUGAUGAGUGGUCACAAAUAUUACCGAGCGCCGCCAGGCUCUUUGACACCCGCCGCUCAUCGCGUCAACGAUUGCCCGUUAUCGCCAUCGUCAUCGCGUACACCUGUCUAUGCGCCGUCCUUCGGUAGUCUCAGUCGAUCAAACACAGAUCUUUCGUCUGUCUUCCCGAGUCUGCCGAGUCUUUAUGCUCUUCAUCAAGCGCCAAAUCUUCAGCAGUUUCAAUUGGAUGCAGUACGGUUGAAAAUGCGACCCAUUAUAGGAAAUGAAAUAUUAUCUACGAUUGGAAAUAGUAACAAUAUUAAUCCUAAUAUUGGUGGUAUAUCAGGAAAGAGUCAUCUGGCCGCUCAAUGUGCACCUAUUAAACCCGCGAGAUCUUCCGUGACACCCUUAGCAGUUGCUAUUAACAAGCAACAACCUACUGAAAAAUCCACAAACAUUAACGUUAAUCGAACAGUCUCGGCUGACUCAAACAAGCCUCCAGCUUUUCGUAACAAUGAAGCUCUCGAAUCCACAGGUGAAACUUCUCGUGUCCAAAAGAGAUACUCUUCGAAUGUUGAAAAUACAAACAAUAGGUUCUCGUCGCAGAGUGAACGUACGAAAAAUAAUGAUAAAAUCACCAAUGAGACAACCAGAGAUUCAAAUGUCGAGUCCAAAAAUGAAACGAUUAAUACUAAUGAUAAUUCGGCACAACGGGAGCAACAGCAUCGCGAAGCAACGAGUCCUAAUAUCGUAUCAUCAACGGCUUCACCAUCACCACCUCCUGGCAAUGAUAGUAUGAUGAACGCGAAAAAUGAGGGUAGCACUAAGAACGGUGGUACUAAUAUCAACGACAACAAUUCGAAUGGAAGUAAUAAACAAAAGAGUACUAGUUCUGAAGUGACGUGCAGCAAGUCACCGGAUAGUCCGGAUUCCAGUUCGAUUACGAUAGAGAAUUCGGGGACGAGUAAGAGUUCAACCUUAACGAAUCAGGAAGUACCAACGGACGCUCACACGUCAUUGAAUAUAGUUCAAGCUUCGGAAUCAGCAACAAAUUCAGGCAACAGUACCGUUGAUGAUUCUACCAUUACUAACGACAAGAAUAAGUUUGUCAAUAAAUCGGAAACAAGUGAAAUCGCGGAACAAUUGACCUCUGUGCAAAAAAAAUUGCUAGCAGUUUUUCCUUCAACUGAUUGGGUGAAGAAUCCUGUAGCUGCUGAGCAUUUGGGAAAUUUUCUCAAGAGUUUGAAUGCCACGAUAAAAAGUGAGUCAAAUCGAAUAGAAGGAUACAAAUUUAUCAAAUCGAAGACAAGGAAAAUCGAGCAAAAAAUUAUCGAAAAUGAUAAUAAUAAGAAGCGGUAA
This is a messenger RNA of Cyphomyrmex costatus, 4113 nucleotides long. RefSeq lists its product as uncharacterized. Gene Ontology annotation, molecular function: promoter-specific chromatin binding. Gene Ontology annotation, cellular component: PRC1 complex. NCBI's taxonomy places the organism in Eukaryota, Metazoa, Arthropoda, Insecta, Hymenoptera, Formicidae. The record is from RefSeq and is a predicted model, not a curated record. The coding region runs from base 1 to 4113 and encodes 1370 amino acids. The transcript is spliced from 5 exons. Gene Ontology annotation, biological process: negative regulation of transcription by RNA polymerase II.